CCCCAGGCCGGGCGGGAGGGCAGAGAGGCAAGAGUCCGUGAACAUGGCGGCUAGCAUCCGCGGUCGCUCCGUUAGGAGCCUCCGCAUCAGAGGGCGGAAUGACAGCGGGGAGGAGAACGUGCCGCUCGAUCUGUCCCGAGACCCUUCAGACAACCUUCGCGAGAUCCUCCAGAAUGUGGCCAAGCCUCAGGGAGUCUCUAACAUGCGAAAGCUUGGUCACUUGAAUAACCUUAUUAAGUUACUUUGUAAUGUUGGCCACUGUGAAGAAAAACUAGGAUUUACUUAUGAAGAAAUUAUAAUAUGUUUGCGAUUAGCAUUGUUAAAUGAAGCUAAAGAGGUGCGUGCAGCUGGUCUCCGUGCCCUUCGCUAUCUCAUCCGAGACUCCAGUAUUCUUCAGAAGGUGUUGAGACUGCGUGUGGAUUACUUAAUAGCUAGGUGUAUAGACAUACAACAGAGUAACGAAGUGGAGCGAACCCAAGCACUUCGAUUAGUUCGAAAGAUGAUCACUGUGAAUGCUGCGCUGUUCCCCAGCUCAAUCACCAAUUCCCUGAUUGCAGUUGGAAAUGACGGACUCCAAGAGCGUGAUCGAAUGGUGCGGGCAUGUCUUGCCAUCCUCUGUGAGCUAGCACUUCAGAAUGCAGAGGUGGUUGCCCUCCGAGGAGGUCUCAGCACCAUUCUGAAGAAUGUGAUUGAUUGCCAACUGAAUCGCAUAAAUGAGGCACUCAUUACUACCAUUCUGCACCUGCUAAAUCACCCAAAGACACGGAAAUAUGUAAGAGCUGAUGUGGAAUUGGAGCAAAUUUUAGCACCAUACACAGAUUUUCACUACAGACAUAAUCCAGACACUGCAGAAGGGCAGCUCAAAGAAGACAGAGAAGCGCGGUUACUAGCCAGCAAGAUGGCAAUAGUAGCAGCCUUCCGCUCCUGGGCGGGAAUUAUAAAUCUCUGUCGGCCUGGAAACUCUGGUAUCCAAUCUUUAAUAGGGAUACUUUGUAUACCAAAUAUGGAAGUACGGCGUGGUCUGCUAGAGGUGUUAUAUGAUAUCUUCCGUCUCCCUAUCCCUGUGACAACGCAAGACUUUUCUGAAGCUCUGUUCAGUGUAGAUCCCAGCAGAUUCCAGGACUCGUGGCGUCUUUCAGAUGGAUUUGUAGCAGCUGAAGCUAAAACCAUUCUCCCACAUCGAGCGCGAUCCAGACCUGACUUGAUGGAUAAUUAUUUGGCACUUGUGCUAUCUGCAUUCAUCAACAAUGGACUACUGGAGAGUCUGGUUGAUGUGCUAACAAGCAGCAAUGAUAAUGUUUCUGUGCGGGCCACCAUCCUGCUAGGCGAGCUCUUGCACAUGGCAAAUACUAUCCUGCCAUACGCCUACAGCCACCACUUGCACUGUUUACCAACCCUCAUGAACAUGGCAGCUUCCUUCGAUAUCUCUCAGGAAAAGCGAUUACGGGCCAGUGCAGCUGUAAAUCGUCUGAAGCGUUUUCAUGAAAUGAAGAAGCGAGGUGCAAAACCUUACAGCCUGUACUUGGAUCACAUCACACACAAAAAUGGCUCCACUAAUAAAAGGCGGGAUCACCACUUGCGUGUCCAAAAAGACAUCUUUAUUUUAAAGGACACAGAAGAGGCAAUGAUGCAGAAUCUACGAGAUAGCGAUGUCCUGAAUAACAAGGACAACCUGAGGUGGAAUUGGAACUUAAUCUCCACCAUUCUUAAGUGGCCAAAUGUAAACCUGCGAAACUACAAAGAUGAACAGUUACACAGGUUUGUGCGUCGAUUGCUAUAUUUUUACAAGCCCAGUGGUAAACUGUAUGCAAACAUGGAGCUGGAUCAUGCAAUGGGAAAGCAGCUGACUGUAGUGGGCUGCCAAUUCACCGAGUUCCUCCUUGAAUCUAAUGAGGAUGGUCAGAUGUACCUGGAGGAGUUGGUGAAAGAUAUAGUACAGUGGCUGUCCCCAUCAUCAGGUCUGAAGCAUGAGCGCAGCUUGCAGAACAAUGGUUUGCUCAACACCCUUAGCCAGCACUACUUUCUCAUUAUUGGUACCCUAUCCUCUCAUCCACAAGGGGUCAAGGUUUUGGAGAAAUGCAGCAUGUUCCAGUGUUUACUGAGCCUGUGUUCUCUGAAGAAUUAUGACCAUGUGUUAAAGCUAACUGUUUCCACGUUAGACUAUAGCCGUGAUGGAUUAUCCAGAGUGAUUUUGUCCAAAAUCCUUACGUCAGGUACCGAUAACUGCAGACUGUAUGCAACAAAACAUUUGCGGGUUUUACUACGGGCCAAUGUGGAGUUCUUCAGCAACUGGGGCAUAGAAUUACUCGUGACACAGCUGCAUGAUAAAAAUAAAGCCAUCUCUUCAGAAGCGCUCGAUAUCCUGGAUGAAGCUUGUGAGGACAAGGCUAAUCUGCAUGCACUGAUCCAGAUGAAACCAGCAUUAGCCCACCUUGGAGACAAAGGCUUGCUGCUGCUACUUCGCUUUUUGUCCAUUCCAAAGGGGUUCCAUUACCUGCAUGAAAGAGGUUAUGUUACCAAACAAUUGGAGAAAUGGCAAAAGGAAUACAACUUGAAAUAUGUAGAUCUAAUUGAAGAACAAUUGAACGAGGCACUCACUACAUACCGCAAGCCAGCUGAUGGUGAAAACUAUGUUCGACGCAGUAACCAAAGGUUACAAAGACCCUAUGUUUACUUGCCAAUUCACCUUUAUGGCCAGUUGGUUCAUCAUAAAACUGGCUGUCAUUUAUUAGAAGCGCAGAGCAUCGUUCCAGACCUGAGCUACACUGUGCGUUCACCCGUACUGGAUAAAUGGGAUGGCAUAAAGCAGCUGAAAGCAGCACUCUGGGCCUUGGGUAACAUUGGCUCGUCAAAUUGGGGAUUGAAUUUGCUUCAGGAGGAGAACGUCAUCCCAGAUGUUAUAGCCCUGGCCCACACUUGUGAAAUUCUCUCUGUUAGAGGGACGUGUUUGUACGUACUGGGUCUCUUGGCAAAAACAAAGCAGGGGUGUGAUAUCCUGAAAAGCCAUGGUUGGGAUUCAGUCAGGCACAGCCGCUUGCAGCCCUGGCCUGUGGCUCCUGAUGACAUGGAGCAGCUGUACAAUGAGUUGUCCUCAGUCCCGAGUACGUUGAGCCUCAACUCUGAAUCUACCAGUUCCAGGCAUAACAGCGAGAGUGAGUCAGUGCCUCAGAGCAUGUUUAUUAUGGAAGAUGAUCGCUAUGGCAGCAGCACAACCAGCACUUUUUUCCUAGAUAUCACUGAGGAGGGUGAUCAGUCUUUGGAAAAGCCCAAAUCGGCUAAAGAGAAGGAACGAAGCCCCUUGAGCAUCCUCAGCUCAUCUAGAUUUGUCACUCGGCGCUUCUUCAAUAAUCUGACUUCACUACCUAGCAAGAAACUGCGCAGUGGCAACGAUUCCAAGUCCAGCAAGGCAGCAGCAGAUACGAAGCAGGUUCAGCGGCGCAUUCGUGCUGUCACUGAACCAGCCAACAGCACUGAGUAUUUGCACACUGAGGUGUUUACCAGCAUCUUCAAUGGUAACCGAUUGCACAAGAGCCACACAUUGAGUUUGGAGACCUCCUUUGUUGGGAGUAGGGAUCAUGGCAACAGAGGAAGCUCACAGAGCAUCUCUGAGUCUGAACUAAAGCGCCCAAAAACUAUGUUGGGAGAUAAUCACCAGGAACAGAUCAUAAAGGAUCGGUCUAUGGGUGACAGCACGACUGGCACACAGUUCAAAAGCCGCAGCCAGAGCUUUAACACUGAUACAACGACUAGUGGCAUUAGCUCUAUGAGUUCUGUCAGUUCAAGUCCAUCUGGUGAAACAGUCCGCCUGGACCCUGCCAAUGCUGACACAGACUGUGGCAGCCUGAAUACAAUCGUCAGUGCACGGACAGUGAAGACCAAUGUCUCCCUUACUCCCCAGUCAAAUCACCUACCUCUGUCCAAGUCAAACUCUGUGUCACUGGUCCCUCUGGGGUCGUCUCACACGCUCCCCCGAAGGGCGCAAUCACUGAAAGCACCUUCAGUUACUACCAUAAAAAGCCUGACCGACUACAACUUUAGUUAUACAAGCCCACGUGAUGCAUUUGGGUAUGCCACACUGAAACGACUACAGCAGCAGAGGAUGCAUUCAUCACUGUCACACUCUGAAGCCCUGGCAUCUCCAGCAAAAGAUGUGCUGUUUACAGACACAAUUACCAUGAAGACUGGCAGCCUGGAUUCACGGUUGACACCAAGAAGAUUCAUCAAAGCCUUGAGCUUCGCCUCGCUGGACAAAGAGGAUUUAUUAAGUCCAAUAAAUCAUACAACACUUCAGCGUUCUUCCUCUGUACGUUCCAUGGUCUCCAAUGCCACCUGUGGCAGCACGGACGAUUACAUAGGCCUCGCAUUGCCCAGCGACAUUAAUGAGCUGUUCCAGGUGAAAGAGAUUCCAUACUUUCAGCAGAAGUGUAACCUGCCUAAAGAGGACCAUUCCCUCCAAGACCAGGAGUCAGAUAAUGAAGAUGCAGCAUUGUCUCCUUGCUCUCGGAGUCCCUAUCAAGAGCUCCGGCCACAGAUCAGUUUCACAGAGGCAAUGCUGAAAGCAUCGGAAAAUGCUCGUUCCAUUGAUGUUACUGAGGAGACUGGUUUAAAGGAGCACACAGAUGAGAACUGCCUAUAUUGUGUGUGCCUGCAGAUUGUCGGCUGCCUUCCCUACAGCCAGUGUGCUUCCACUUUCAAUCGUGUAGAUUUUCCAGACAUUCCAUGCUCCGAAUGCUGUGUGUCUGUCAUCCCAAUCCACACCCACCUGGAAGUCACACCUCGCUCCUCUAAGAUUUCUGGGAUCUCUGGGUGCAGUGAUGCUGUGUCACAGGGCUCAGCAAGUAGCACCAAGAGUGUGGAUAUCGUUAUAGGAGGGAAACCUGUCAUCGAUGACACACCUGCCUGCCGAGUGCUUUUGAGGAAAGAAGUCUUACGAUUGGUCAUUAACCUGAGCAGCUCAGUGGGAACAAAAGGUCAUGAAACUGGGCUCUUAACGAUAAAGGAGAAGUUUCCUCAUGCGUUUGAUGACAUUUGUCUAUACUCCGAGGUUUCCCACUUACUGGCAAACUGCACCUUCCGUCUGCCUUCCCGCAGGUUUAUCCAAGAACUCUUCCAGGAUGUUCAGUUCCAACCCCUGUACGAGGAAGCAGACACUACUCUCUCACCGAAGCAGCUUGAAGCUGAGCCAACCCCAGCAUCCUGACCACGUUUGUGCCGAAGAAUUGCUGCAUCACCAAACCUACAAAGUACUUCACCCAGAAUUCAACAGUACCAACAUCUGACUACCGCUGUGACCAGCAGGGCAGGUGUGUCGAAUUGGCACUCGAAUCCUGUCCCUUGCAUGUUCUUAUUUAUUUCCCUUCCCUCUGUCUUGGAUGUGAAGGUAUCCCUAACACUACAGGAGAAGUGAUGCAGACUGGGAGACAGUAUGUGAGACCUGUGGUUGGAUCUCUCCCUGUCCCGUGGCUGUUGGCAUGAUUGCACAGAUACACACGCUCUUCCCUAACCUGGGCCAGUCUCCAUCCACCAGCAUUGCCCCAGUUUCUUUCAAUCACUGGGCCAGAUGUGCUCAAUCCCAUCCACCACCCUUGCUGUCAGUAGAUAGGCGUGUCAAUUUUAUGUUUAAAUGUAGUCAGCUUGUAUAAAUGACCACUCUGUAAUCUACUUAAAUUGCAUUGACAACAUGGGUUCAGGUGGAAUGGAAUCAGGCUGCAGUGCCCGUGAUAUGCACUCCUGGAGAACCUGAACUCUCAGCAGGGAAAGUAUUCUGUGGCGUGGUGCUGUGGGCUCCUGCACACAAACAGAUUUGCCUUUACUGGUAAGUCUCACUUGUAGAAACUAAUUACAUGCCUUUAUAUCAUGGGUAUAUUGGAAAAGCAGUUUAAUGCAGCCAGGAAAUAUUCUCUCUAGCCACUGGUCUAUUAGAGCAAUAGGAAACAGCAGUUUUGUGUGCGAUCUCCUGCUCCUAGACCCUAGGCUGCUCUGCCCUGCUCCUGGACACCAAGGCAAAAUUCUCCAUCUGCUUCUGGACUGAUGUACAUGGGCAGUACCCCCUAUCUGGCCCAAUUGAUAUGGUUCAUUCUGGGUUAAAUCCUGUCAUCUUAGCACUUUGGCUAAAAUAGCAUAAAGCCUCCACUGGAUGCCCCACUAGGAAAGAUUGCACAAGAACUUUCAGAAACACCAUUUCAGGAGAAGCAAAGUCUGAUUAUUUUUAUGACGCUUUGAGACAAAUAGCAAUGUGAGAGUAGGUUUUCAUUUCCAAUAUUAGACUGUAAACUUUGGCCUUUCAGCACUCAUCUGAGGGGCUUGAUGUGGGGUUGGUGUCAACAAGUAGCAAUGAAAUUUUCUAACACUACAGUACAGGGUCCUAUGAGCCCUGAUUUUACUGCAGAGCGUCAGCUGUGACAGUAUGAGAAGAACAAGAUGAAGCACUGGGAUUUCCAUUGAACCUAUUUGUUAUGAAGCUCAAUCAGCAAUGGUCUCCUGGCUUCAGGAGCAAAGGUCUCAACCAAAUAUUUUGUCUCAUUCUGAUUUUGACGUGCCAUGCAUGUGCACGCAAUUUCUCACCAUUUUACGGAUCAUGAGUUACACUAAUAUAUGAAAUGUUCAAGAUGUUUUUGUACAUGUAACCAUAAACACCAAUGAUUAGCUGUAUGAGACAGAAAGAAAAUGGCUGGUGACUGGUUUUCCCUCAUCCUAUCCAGUACUCCUUCAAUGAAUGUUGGUUCCUAUGGCUUUUGAAGAGAGUGGGAGUGUCUGCAGUUAGAUACCUGUCACAGGGCCCUCUUAGAGACUGGAGCAGUAUUUGCCUUCGCUCUCAAUUAUAACUUUAGCUCUUUGUAUUGGAUCAUUUGGUCAGACUUGAUGAGAGGCAUUGUAUGACCUCAGAUUGCAUACAAGUUCUGAAUUGGCGUUAGAAUUGCUGGGUGAGCCAUUCUCCAGACUGGAAGUGUGUAUGGUUUGCUGGACAGGAAACUGGUGGGUGUUUUCAUUUCCAGAGCAGUUAUUUAAUUCUAGUAAAGUGGAAGGAGGAAAAAAAAGGAUGGGUCCAGAAUAAGGUGCUAUUACAAUAAACAUUCAUCUCUCCAGGAACUGAUAACCAAGGAGAAUGGAAUAUGAUGCAUGCAAUAGUCUAAACACAAGGAUGGCUUUGCUAUGGCCUCACAGGUACUCUGUCUUCCACUUGGUUAUUCCAACUAUGCUUCUGCCUCUAAUACCAAACUCUUACCCAUCAAUUAACAGACUGCAGUAUCUCUCUUUCUCUUCCCACCCCUCUCUACCUGCAUUGCACUAGAAAGAACACUAACUUCAGUUAUUGACCAGUUAAAUCAGUCAGCAACUGUAAGCAUAUCCUGAACACCUGAUUUUCAAAGUUCUUAUAGGUUAAUAAUUCACUGUUUCGUGAUUGUGUUAUUUUGGAUCCCCCUCUGUCCCAAAGUUGACUGGUAAAUGCUGAAUGUCAGGAUUAUGCAGAUAUCCCAAGAACCCUGUGUCUUGUCAUUCCCAUGGUCUGUGUACACGUCUAUCCUUCCUGCUCAGUCUUGUUGACUUUUGUGUUCUGUCUUUCUUGUGGUCAACUGGUCAUUUUGUUUGUCUUUGAUCUCUUACAAUUGCAUGUGCUCAAAAUCACCACAAGAAUUUUAGGAAUGAGGAGGUUGCAGGGAACGGAUGGCCUUUAGUUGUGAGGGGUGGCUGAGAUUUCUUGAUUGAGUGAUCAAAGUUUUGAUAUUUUACAUAUCUGUUUUAGAAGGGAUAGAAUAAACAGAAGACUGACCCCUGUGAGAAGGAGAGAGCAUAGAAUAUGGACGUUGCAGCCACCAUUGUGGAUGUGUUUGAUCUUAUUUCUUUGUGAUAAGCUGCUACAUUAUUGGGAUGUUCUAGUGUACAUAAGUCACUGAACAUGAAACCUGAUUUAUAUUGUAUACCUGUAACAUAGUCUGAUUAAAAAUGAGAAAAGAAAUUAUUUAUAUAUUUUCCAUAAAAGAAUAUUUCAUGGAGCUGUGUAUAAUUUAAAUAAGGUAAAACAGAGAAGAGCACCUGUCGAGUAAUGUUUUUGUGUUGCCACCUUGUGGUUUCUUUGUAUAGUGUGUACAGUCUGUUUUGGGCAUUUACCCUUCUGAACAUAAAAAAUUAUCAAAGGGAUGCAUUGUUAAUUAACAAUAAAAACAAACGUAUCCAGA
Messenger RNA from Hemiscyllium ocellatum (epaulette shark), 8177 nucleotides. RefSeq names its product RPTOR independent companion of MTOR, complex 2 a (gene rictora). Bases 44 to 5200 code for a protein of 1718 amino acids. Gene Ontology annotation, biological process: positive regulation of phosphatidylinositol 3-kinase/protein kinase B signal transduction; TORC2 signaling. Gene Ontology annotation, cellular component: TORC2 complex. NCBI's taxonomy places the organism in Eukaryota, Metazoa, Chordata, Chondrichthyes, Orectolobiformes, Hemiscylliidae. The transcript is spliced from 38 exons. Gene Ontology annotation, molecular function: protein serine/threonine kinase activator activity. The record is from RefSeq and is a predicted model, not a curated record.